Messenger RNA from Vitis riparia (riverbank grape), 396 nucleotides. RefSeq lists its product as uncharacterized. The transcript has a single exon. The record is from RefSeq and is a predicted model, not a curated record. Bases 1 to 396 code for a protein of 131 amino acids. Lineage: Eukaryota; Viridiplantae; Streptophyta; Magnoliopsida; Vitales; Vitaceae.
AUGGUGCAAGCAUCGGUGAUAAGCCACAUGAGACACAGUUUAAUUGAUCUCGAGAACCCUGGGCAAAUCUUGUCCGGGUUCAACGGAGCAGCUACUACUUCUUUGGGAGACAUUGUGUUGUCAGUCCAAGUUGGCCCAAUCACCCUCAACGUUCAAUUUUCGGUGGUACAAGAUUUAUCGCCCUUCAACAUUAUCUUAGGGCGCACAUGGCUGCACUACAUGAACGUCAUCCAUUCCACGUAUCAUCAAAUGGUAAGCUUCCUCACCGAGGAUGGGCAAAUCGACCUAUACGGCAACCAGCUAGCCGCUCGCCAAUGCUACCAGAUAGCAAGAGAAGCAAGAACCAGCCAGGAGGAUAAGCCCCUCCUUGAGUCCACCCACGCACUUGACCAAUAG